Tuber aestivum (summer truffle) is the source of this 1326-nucleotide messenger RNA. The record is from the annotation of a GenBank genome assembly. NCBI's taxonomy places the organism in Eukaryota, Fungi, Ascomycota, Pezizomycetes, Pezizales, Tuberaceae.
GGCGGCGUAAGUAUUCUAUUGCGAUCCUGAUCCCCAUUUGCCUGGAUCUCGCUCUCCCUUUUCUUAUUUUCUUCAUCCGAUACGCCGAUGGUGGGGGCAAGCGGGGCAGAGCCUCCGGUUGGAUUCGGUUGGGUGCGAUAUCCGUGAGCCCAAUGUCAGAAAAAGCCAAAAUGGGGUUACCGUGGUUAGUGAUGGCGUUGGUGGUGGUGGUGGUGGUGGUGGUGAUGAUGGGGGUGACGGUAGUGAUGGUGGUGAUGGUGGUGAUGGUGGUGAUGGUGGUGGGCUGCAGGAUAACUGACAGCACCCCAACACCGCACACUUGAGAAGUUGCUCUCGUUCUAGGUUCCUUCCAUGCUCCUUCCUUUACCGUAGUGUUCUCGGCUACAAUAGAGAGAUUCCUAGCUCAUCCCGUUUUUAACCCCGCCAAGCUUUUUUAUUUCAUUUCUAUUCCCUAUUCCCACGCUUCAUCGUCCCGUACAAUCUCUUCCCUUCCCUACCCUUAUGGUGCUCGAGUACCGGUAGAGACCUUUCCAUCAUCUCACUGGCAGACCUUUCGAUAACCGACCACAGUCCACCAGCACACCGCAAACGAACCAAACCCAAAAAUAUCCCCCCAGAUGCCGACAGUUAACUUUUGGAGAGCCCCCUGGGCUUGUCUUGCCCUUUAUCGACAGUCUUGCAUCAUAGCUUAUCCCGUCUCAUCACUAUCCACAGUUCCAAAAUUUUUGCCUCGCUUCACAGCCAGGCAGCCCUUCUCGACCUCGCUAACUCCGCUAACUCCGCCUCUCGCUUUUCGGUCUCUUGUUUCAAUCACAAACUUCACACCCCUCACCCUCCACCAUUCGCGGAACACGUUUUCCCGCAAUAACAACCAAGUACGAGUACGUGGAAUGAAGGUGCGAUCGGCCGUUAAAAAAUUGUGCGAUUGCUGCAAGGUACUGUGAUCACGUUACUCCUGUCGACCCCAAUUUUCCUUUCCUUGUUUUCAUUGGUGCCGAGCCUCGCUACCCCCCUUCAAUUUCCACUUCGUUUGCUGUUUUGACAUUUUUUGGUUGUGAUUCGAGUGGUCUGGCUGACAGAGCCUUGCAAAACGCCCAACAGUCGGUCCGCAGAAAGGGUAGAGUCUACAUAAUUUGUAGCAAAAAUCCCAAACAUAAACAACGGCAGGGCUAGCUCCAAUCUCUGGGCCAUGCUGGAUUUAGGGGGGGAGGCGGCCGGUGGUCGGUCCGUGGAAUCAGUCACGCUCGAGUCACUGUGUGUGACUUGAAAUGUUUGCAGAGGGAAAGGGGAGUGUACUUGUAUUAGCGUCUUCUUUUUUUGCUAUUA